AGACAUUUCCAGAGAGCCUUGCUCUGGAGCAAAGUGCUCAAUUUCCAUUUUCCAGCUGAAAGUGAGGGACUGUAUGGGACUAGCCUCUUUUGCCUUUGGGUUUAAUUAACCAAAAAACAUCAAAGUACCUGCUUUGAGCAAAGCAUCAGGAGAGGUGUUUUUAAUCAGCAUAUUCACCUUGCUUUGGAAGGAAUUGUGAUCCCAGUGGAGCAGCCCAGAGGACCAAGGGCUGGGCUGAGGCCAGGGGACUAGAUGGAAGAGGAGCCCCAGGACUGAGUGGAGGAAGAGCCCUCCCUGGGCUCUGAGUACCCUUGGAGAUGGGGGAAAAGUGCUCACGUCUAGCAUGUGAAGGGCUUGGGCGGCUCACGGAGAGGUUAAGGAAGCGGAGAUCCUGAGUACAUGGAGUCUAGUAGUACUGCUCAGUCUGCCACAAAAUGUCCUUUUUGUUGGAAAACCAGAGCAGCCUCCACAGCAAGGGUGGCCUGGGGGUGGCGACUCUCAGUGCACUCUACGGUGCCAUCCUGCUAUCCUCCAUGUUCCUCCCACCCAUCCUCAUCAAGAGGUUCGGCUGCAAGUGGACCAUCACGGGUGCCAUGGGCUGCUACGUGGCCUUCUUCCUGGGCAACUUCAAGGGCAGCUGGUACACCCUGGUCCCUACCUCGGUGCUGCUAGGGCUGGGAGCAGCGCCACUGUGGUCAGCUCAGUGCACCUACCUCACAGUCCUGGGGACCUCACAAGCGAGGAAGGCGGGCAAGCUCAGCAAGGAUGUGGUGAACAAGUACUUCGGCAUCUUCUUCUUCAUCUUCCAGUCCUCGGGUGUAUGGGGCAACCUCAUCUCCUCUCUGGUGCUUGGCCAGACUCCCAACAAAGAAUUCUUCUCAGAGGACCAGCUCAAGUCCUGUGGGGCCAAAGACUGCCUGAUGUCCACAGCAGCCAGCACCAACAUCACUCAGCCAUCCCAGAAGCUGGUCUACACGCUGCUGAGCAUCUACACAGGGAGUGGUGUGCUGGCAAUCCUGCUUAUAAUUAUGUUCCUUGAGCCCAUUGAUGACAACCCACCAAGCAAUGAAGGGAAGAAGUCCCCGCCACUCUGGUCCACACUACUGUCAACCUUCAGGCUGCUCAGAGACAAGCGUCUACGUCUGCUGAUUCCACUGCCACUAUACAGUGGAUUGCAACAGGGCUUCCUCUCUGGUGAAUACACAAGGUCCUACGCCACCUGCGCCCUGGGAAUCCAGUUUGUGGGCUACGUGAUGAUCUGCUUCUCGGCUGCCUCCUCCCUGUGCUCUCUGCUGUAUGGAAAGAUCUCCCAGUACACAGGCCGGGCUGUACUCUACGCACUGGGCACAGUGACACACCUCUCCUGCAUUGUCACCUUCCUGCUGUGGCAGCCACACCCAGCCCAGAUGGCUGUGUUCUUCAUCCUCCCUGGCCUGUGGGGUGUGGCAGAUGCUGUGUGGCAGACGCAGAACAGUGUGCUCUAUGGGGUUCUGUUUGAGAGGAACAAGGAAGCAGCCUUUGCCAACUACCGCCUCUGGGAAGCCCUGGGGUUUGUCAUCACCUUUGGGUGCAGCAAGUUUUUAUGUGUCAGCACCAAGCUCUAUGUUCUGGCAGGAGUCCUGACUCUGGCCGCAGUGGCUUAUGGGACUGUGGAGUACAUGGAGUCCAGGAACCCCCACCCGCCCCCUGCUGCAGGAGGCAGAGACCAAGCAGAUGAAGAGGAAGCUCAAACGCAAAUGUGAAGGAGGCAGCAGGGGAUGAAGGCCUCAGAAAAUAUCAGCAAAGAUUUUUUAUUUGAAUAUGCCUCGGUAUAUGUUUGAUUCUUCACAGCUACUUCAGCAAGACAGUGUAUUUUACUUUUCAUUUAAUUUUUUUCCACUCUAUUAAUUUGCAGUUGACUGCUCUUAUCAAUAGAGAUCAAGAGUGUACACAAAAACAUAAAUUCAUUUCACUUCAGAUGUGAAAGAAACACAUUGAAAUUUGC
This is a messenger RNA of Octodon degus (degu), 1984 nucleotides long. RefSeq names its product unc-93 homolog A (gene Unc93a). The transcript has 8 exons. Bases 435 to 1742 code for a protein of 435 amino acids. The record is from RefSeq and is a predicted model, not a curated record. Lineage: Eukaryota; Metazoa; Chordata; Mammalia; Rodentia; Octodontidae.